AUGGAAAUCACGCGUGGUGGAUUGAUCCUAAUGAAAGGGAGGAAGUGUGGUGAUUUGUAUUGUUGGGAUGGUAGUACCAUGAGGAUCUCGAUGGGUUGUUGCCGGAAACAGGAAGCAGUGACAAGUUUUCAAGGUAGAGACAAUUGUGAGGGGAUAAAGCCUGUUGGUGGAGACGAGGGUGAAUCGGGACCCUCCUCUGAAGCUAAGUAG
Messenger RNA from Prunus armeniaca (apricot), 210 nucleotides. NCBI's taxonomy places the organism in Eukaryota, Viridiplantae, Streptophyta, Magnoliopsida, Rosales, Rosaceae. The record is from the annotation of a GenBank genome assembly.